Messenger RNA from Parathielavia appendiculata, 1011 nucleotides. RefSeq lists its product as uncharacterized. The coding region runs from base 1 to 1011 and encodes 336 amino acids. Gene Ontology annotation, molecular function: DNA-binding transcription factor activity, RNA polymerase II-specific; RNA polymerase II cis-regulatory region sequence-specific DNA binding. Gene Ontology annotation, cellular component: nucleus. Lineage: Eukaryota; Fungi; Ascomycota; Sordariomycetes; Sordariales; Chaetomiaceae. The record is from RefSeq and is a predicted model, not a curated record. The transcript has 2 exons. Gene Ontology annotation, biological process: regulation of transcription by RNA polymerase II.
AUGUCUUCCUCCGAGGAUGAGUUCCCCGACGAGGCCACCGAGGUCUUGGACGACGGACCGCCAGCCAAGCGCCUCAAGAUCACUGCCCGAUCGAACACGCCCUCCGCGGCCGCCCACGACCCCGAAGCAGAGCACGAUCCGCUCGAGGGCAUGUCCGACGUCUCCUCGGACACCGACGGCGACGUGCCCAGCUCGCCCGUCAAUGCGCGCCAAGACGAGGAUGACUUCCAGGAGCAGAUCACGGUCUGCGCGUGGGAAGGGUGCAGAUCCGGGGACUUGGGCAAUAUGGACAGGCUGGUCGAGCACAUCCACAACGACCACAUCGAGAGCCGGCAAAAGAAGUACACUUGCGAAUGGGUUGGCUGCUCGAGGAAAAGCAUGCCACACGCGAGCGGAUACGCGUUGAAGGCGCAUAUGAGGAGCCACACCAGGGAGAAACCUUUCUACUGCUACCUCCCAGAAUGUGACCGCGCCUUCACUAGGUCCGACGCCCUGGCCAAGCACAUGCGCACCGUCCACGAGACCGAGGCCCUGCGGCCCUCCGACCCAGUUCCCAAGAGCAUGCAGGCGGCGACGGGUAAAUCCAGGAACCUCAAAAUCAUUAUCAAGACGCCACAGUCGCAUGCUGCUGGCCAGGACGAUGCCGGUGACGAGGGCAGCGCCGGGGACGAAUCCUCGGGCGACAUGUUCACCCCCUUGACCGAGGAGCAAGGGUUCUCUUCCGAGGAGCUCGCCAUGCCGCUCGAGCGGCUGAUGAAGCUGUGUCGGCUGCAAGUGAAGUGGGCCGAGGCGGACGGGGAGCAAUUGCGCGCCGAGUGCAAGCAGUGGGAGGAAUUGUACAAGCAGGAGUGGCUUGAGAAGGAGGCGCUUCUGGAGCAGGUGGUUAAGAGCGAGAAGGAGUGGUAUAGCCGCCGGCAGGCCGUCCAUUCGGCAGAGGCCAAUACCGUCGUGGCUGGAAAUGGCGAGGCGACGGCGCCGUCUGCCCGUCGGACGAGCUCUUAUGCAUCCUAG